Messenger RNA from Neocloeon triangulifer, 1545 nucleotides. RefSeq names its product carnosine N-methyltransferase. Lineage: Eukaryota; Metazoa; Arthropoda; Insecta; Ephemeroptera; Baetidae. The coding region runs from base 241 to 1386 and encodes 381 amino acids. The transcript has 7 exons. Gene Ontology annotation, molecular function: S-adenosylmethionine-dependent methyltransferase activity. The record is from RefSeq and is a predicted model, not a curated record.
UCUGCGGCGCGUCUCGUCGUCAUGUUUUGCCUGCCUCGUUUGUCUGGCACGCAAACCCGCGCAAAGACUGGCCGGCCUUGUUUACAAUUAGCGUUGUCACAUUUCUCGCUCUCAGGAUAUAAUCCUCUCAAUUGAGUGGAAGAGUCCGAAGGACAAAUUAACGCUGCACAGAGUUUACGUGCGACCCACUGAGGAAUCCGACAGACACACUCCUCAGCUCUUUUGAAUCGACGACAGAGAAUGGCCGAGGCCGACGUGCGAAACAACGGAGACCGGAACGGCGUGUCCGCCGACGAGGAAGAGUAUCGCCACUUUUUGCGAAUUAUCAACGCCUACAAGCGAUACAAAAUCUGCAGCUUGAACAAGUUGGCAAAGACCGAGAAGUAUUUGUGCGAACUGCCAGAGCACCACCGCGAAUUGUUGUCCGGCUACAAGGAGCACCUUUACCGAGUGUCCGACUGCAUCGCCAGAAAUGACUUGGUCAUCCAGCAAAUUUUGCAACACGUCAACAUGUUUGAAGAGGCGUCGCCAUUUCAAGUUUCGAUGAGAGAGGAAAAAGACAUUGGGCCUCCGACUCUGGGGGAAAUCGACAAGGUGAUAGCCACCAUCAAACAGCUAGUCCGAGACUGGAGUAAAGAUGGAGAGGAAGAGAGAAACGCUUGUUACCUGCCCAUUAUCGAGGAAAUCCAGAGACAAUUUCCUGAUGAUCCUCUUAGACCCAAGGACGAAGUGAAAGUUCUUGUGCCUGGGGCUGGUCUAGGGAGACUGGCGUUCGAAAUUGCAAGCCGGGGGUACGUCUGCCAAGGAAACGAAUUUAGCCUUUUCAUGCUGCUGGCCUCAAACUUUGUUCUGAACAAAUGCUGUGGAGUCAAUUUGCAUUCAAUUUGUCCUUGGGUCCAUCAGAGUAUUAACGUUUUGAAGGCUGAUGACCAGGUCAAAGAAGCCUGGUUUCCGGAUGUUAAUCCAGCAGAUAUUUUGUGCGAGGACGGUCAAUUCUCAAUGGCUGCUGGAGAUUUCUUAGAGAUUUACAAAGAGCCUGACGCUUGGGACUGCGUUGCGACCUGCUUUUUUAUUGACUGCGCUCACAACAUUGUUGAGUUUGUGGAGACAAUAUAUCGAAUCCUCAAGCCAGGUGGGGUUUGGAUCAAUUUGGGCCCUCUUCUGUACCACUUUGCGGAUAUGAGAGGAGAAGACUCAAUCGAACCGAGUUUCGACAUCCUCAAAGACAUUAUCAUCAAGUUUGGUUUUGAGUAUUUGAAAGAUGACACUAAAGUAUUGAGCUCGUACACACAGAAUCCAAAGUCCAUGAUGAAGUACACAUACGAAAGUGUUUUCUUUGUGUGUAGAAAGCCAAGCGAGACAGAAGAAAUGGUUUCAAGCAGCUGAACCCUAGCCACAAACAUAGAGUGUGUGUUAAGUGUUGAAUGCCAGCAGGAGAAGGUACACCAAUUAAUUUUUUUAUCUUUGAAAUAAAAGCAUCAAGAGUUAACUGAUUUUGACAAAUCAAUAUCAAAAACUUUACAUUGUAACAACCAUUUUAUUGCU